Messenger RNA from Brachypodium distachyon (stiff brome), 1979 nucleotides. Its product is annotated as probable mitochondrial adenine nucleotide transporter BTL3. The transcript has 4 exons. The coding region runs from base 393 to 1649 and encodes 418 amino acids. NCBI's taxonomy places the organism in Eukaryota, Viridiplantae, Streptophyta, Magnoliopsida, Poales, Poaceae. The record is from RefSeq and is a predicted model, not a curated record. Gene Ontology annotation, biological process: transmembrane transport.
UGGUCAAAAAACGAAGAAGAGAAAGCGCGAUAGAAAAAUGCUAUCCGAAAAAUAUUAAAAAUCCCCGCCUUGUGCAAGCCUUGUUCCUGCUGUUUCCUUGGCCUCCUGCCAACAAAUCGGGCGGUAAGAUCCAAGGAGGCAAUUUCCUCUACCCGCGGCUGCCAAGCAAAUCGCAACUCGCAAGAACAAGAAUAAAAUCCCCCCACUCCGCAUCUGCUUCAUCGCCACCCAGCCAGUUGCCGCGCUUCCGGUGCCGGAUCGAAGCGAAGGUGUUUGUGAUUGUUGGAUUCAGGCCACCGUUACCCUGUCGAUAAAACCGAUGCUUCGCCUCGCAAACCCUAGCAGCUGCCUAUAGCGUCCGUCGGGAGCGUGUACGUCUUCGACCCGCCGCCAUGUCGUGGCUGGAGAUGUGGCUGCCUUACGCUGGCGAAGGGGCGGCCGGGGGGCUGUUCCUCGACGGUGGCGACGCGGCGGCGCACGGCGCGCUCCUCGCGGCGAUGCCCGGCUGCUCGGCGUCGUUCGGAGUGCCUCGGCGGCGGCGGCGGGGGACGUCUCCGGGGUUCCUCUCGAUGACGAUUUCGGUCAAGGGGGGCAGGGGGCUCGUGUCGGCCCCGGUGGGGCUGCUCGCGAGCGGGGAGGAGAAGGGCGGAGCGGAGGAGGCGGAUGGGUUGAUUGCGGGGAGGAGGGACGAGGAGGUGGUAGUGGAUGAGGAUGGGAAGUUGGCGAAGAAGGAGGCUCGUUCUGGAGCGGGCGCCAUGAACACGACGAAGCAUCUCUGGGCGGGAGCCGUCGCUGCCAUGGUCUCGAGAACAGUUGUUGCUCCUCUUGAGAGGUUAAAGUUGGAGUAUAUAGUUCGUGGUGAGCAGAGGAAUCUAUUUGAGCUUAUCCAAGUGAUUGCAUCAACACAAGGGUUGAAAGGCUUUUGGAAAGGGAAUUUUGUCAACAUCCUCCGUACUGCUCCGUUUAAGGCAGUUAAUUUCUAUGCAUAUGACAGUUACAGAAAGCAACUGCUCAAAUGGUCCGGUAAUGAAGAAACUACAAACUUUGAGAGGUUUAUUGCUGGUGCUUCUGCUGGCGUUACAGCCACGAUAAUGUGCAUACCCAUGGAUACGAUUAGGACAAAGAUGGUAGCACCUGGUGGUGAAGCUUUAGGUGGGGUUAUUGGGGUUGCCCGCCACAUGAUCCAGACUGAAGGAAUUUUCUCGCUGUACAAGGGAUUAGUGCCUUCACUUAUUAGCAUGGCGCCCUCUGGUGCUGUAUUCUAUGGAGUGUAUGACAUAUUGAAGAUGGCUUAUCUGCAUUCCCCAGAAGGAAAGAAGAGGAUAUCAAUGAUGAAGCAACAAGGUCAAGGUGCAAAUGCAUUAGACCAGCUUGAAUUGGGUACUGUUAGGACCUUACUCUAUGGGGCUAUUGCUGGUUGCUGUGCCGAAGCCGCUACAUACCCUUUUGAAGUAGUUAGGAGGCAGCUACAGUUGCAAGUCAAAGCAACGAAGAUGAAUGCACUUGCAACUUGCCUUAAGAUUGUUGAUCAAGGUGGAGUACCGGCACUUUAUGUUGGCUUGAUCCCGAGCUUGUUACAGGUUCUGCCGUCGGCAUCUAUCAGCUAUUUUGUAUACGAGUUGAUGAAGAUAGUCCUGAAAGUGGAAUGAGUGCAGACUAAUUCUUGAGCUCAUGUAGCAAGUUCACGGGACUUAGCUGACAUCGCCUUGAUAAAAGUGCAAGCAAUCAGCAUUUAUCAUUUUUCCGGUAGGCAUACUUCACGAAAUCUUUAGAGAUUGUGAGUGUAGCUUCGGUUUGGCCAAAGCGUUAUUCAUUUGAAGCCUUGCACCGCAGUAUUACCUCCUUGUACACGAGGUCUUCCACACCUCCAAGUGAAUCGCUCAUCUAUAGCAGAUUGAGCUUGUGCCUGAGUGAAAACUUGUGGGGCAACUUGCCCUUGAAAUUUCAGUUAACAAGUUCUCAAUUUUCAAUUUUUGAUA